Molecule: messenger RNA, 1477 nt
Organism: Paramacrobiotus metropolitanus
Lineage: Eukaryota; Metazoa; Tardigrada; Eutardigrada; Parachela; Macrobiotidae
Exons: 3
Coding region: 194-1261 (355 amino acids)
Source: RefSeq, a predicted model, not a curated record
UCGAAGUUUGAACAAGCGCUUAUUGAUUUCGAAAUCGUGCAUGUCAGUGCAAGAAAAUCCUAUUUCCUCAUUGGAAUAUUAUGCUAAUAUUGCUUGUUAGCGACAGAUUAGAAAAAUUAGAAAAAUUUUGAGCAAAUAAAUAACUUUUUGUUACCAUCAUAAAGUGAAUCGUUAAGGCAGUACGAUCAUAUUCAUGGAUGAAGUGAAAUCGUGUACUCGGGAGAUCAUUUUCGACGCCAUGAAUAGCGAGGUGGAUUUGUCAGUUGAGCGACCGUCUAGACCCGUUAUGCGUCGCAAGAAGGGCUUAAAAUCAGGUUACAAGUGCCAACACCAGUUCUCCGUCAAGGAUAUCGCGCCUCCCCAUGCACCUCCACCGGAGGUCACUGGCCAGUAUCAUUCGCACGGUUUCCAGGAUAUCGAUUCCAACUUGCACCGUGAUGGUCCACGGUCGUCUCCAGGGCGAUCGCCGUCGAAGGAAUCCUCCGAGAUACCACAACGUGCACCCUUGUUGCAUCCACCCGCGCGUACGGCUAUCAGCCUCGCCUUUGAUUCCGGAGAAGGGUCUAGUAAAAUACCGAUUCGUAUGUUGCAGGCACCCUCCCCGCGUGAAGCCACGCCUUCGGACGCCAACACUUCCAGCUCAGACGAUGACGAGGAUCCCGAUCCCAACCAUAUCGACUACGUGACGCUGUGCGCGUCCAUCCAGCCGGUGAUCCACCAGGGCUUUAUCUACCGCCGCGCUCGAAAACUCGACACUGCCGAGCACCUGGCCUACAUCUGCUAUCAUCAUCAGCGCCGCAGGGAGAUCUGUCCGGGUGGCCUGUACGUCACUCGUGCCUCGCCACAUCUUCCGUUCCGGACAGCGCACUGUCACGGUCCGAAUUUCCAGCGCUGCCUGGAUUUGUAUCUGGAGGAGGCGGCGCUACGCCACCUGCACGAGUGGGUCUUCGAGGCCGACGAUCCGCUGGAGGGAUAUAAGGCGUAUUAUGCCAUUGACUGCAAAAUGGCCGAACUGCUGCCGACCUGGGAGACUUUUCGGAAGCAUUGCCGGGCGGAGUUGAAAGCGGCAAAAAAACCGAAGUUCGUCGCAGUCAGCCCUAUGAAAAACUGCGGAAGCGCCGGAGUGGGCAGCCAUCAUUACAUGCAUUUGCAUCGCACGCAAUAUUCACGAUGCUUCUAUCACUACGAAUCACAACAAACCUCCGGAGGAAUGAAUGUUGCGGCACCGUCUUCAGCAGUUGGGCAUACUGUUGAACUGUAAAGAUUUUCUCCUAUUUUUCAUUGUUUGGCCUUGCUUUGUAAAACGAUAUCUUAUGUAACUAACAAUUAUAAGGUUGAGUAAAACACGGCACAGGCAACAGCUGAUAAUCGUGCGGUAUGGGGAGUGUUUCCGGUGAUAAACUUGGAAAGAACAUAUUGCAUUCGUAUGAUCAGCUUGUGCUUCUGUCGAAUAAACGCUGAUUUACCGUGUAAUAUG